AGAAGAGGAAGACGUCCAUAUUCCAUUGCGUUCUUGAGUGCUCCGAGAUUGCGAAGUGCAAAUAGCUCCUGUGUGGAGAACGUUCUGAGUUUCGCCGACGAAUCCAAAGCUAGAACCAUGGCGGAAGACGAGAAAAAGCUUAUUCCCGAUGCUGAGCCCAAAGCAGGAGCAACAGGAGCAUCGGCGGCACCGGCUCCGAGUACGUCAGGAGCCCCUGCAGCACCAGUGGCACCGCAACCCCCGGUACCUGGCGCGCCAGCACCAGCCGCCCCAGCACCCGCCGGCACAGCACCUGCGGCUCCAGUACCAGCCCCAGAAGGCAAGAAAGAAGAUGCAAAACCAGAGGAUGCAGCAAAGGCGCCUGGUGCAAAAAAAGAGGAGGAACAGGUUCUCAUCGCUCUUUUGUCUUUGGUGCGCAAGAAGCUGGGCAGCCAUUUUAAAGAGACUCGCCAGCUGGUCAUCUUGGCUGUCGUCUGCCUCCUCUUGAUUGCCUAUCUCAUGUUUUCUUCAAAGUACCUCCUGGACUGGCUUCGUUCCGAAGACACCGUCUUGGACACAGCAACGGAGAAGACAGUGAGCUUGCGCUUCAAGUACCCUCCGGAAUGCAUUGACGGGACGGAUAUAAUCUGCCUUCCAGAAGUGAAGUACCUGAAAGAACACCUUUCCGGUGACCCCUGUGACGACCUGUACAGCUACAUCUGCAACAAUAAUUACUUCUACAGUGCAGACCGCAGUGACUACACCCUGUGGCCUUACCGAUAUGCCAAUCUGGAGUACGCCUACACCACACUGGCUCGCUUCAUUGAGGAGGACCUGAAGGAUUUCAAAGAACCUGUCCCAAGCCGGUACGAAAAGACAGGGCUUAUCAAGACCGCGAUGUUCAUCAAGAACUGCACUAGCGAGGAAGAUUCACAGAAGCACCACGUGGGUCACCUGAAGCGUGCUCUGUACGACACGGGUCUUCCGAGCAGCCCGUACGAGCACUCUCGCCCGGAAAAGGAGCUGCCGGACGUCGCCGAGGCCUUGGCGACAGUCAUGCUUCAAUUGGACAUCAAAGUCCUCUUCACGAUAGAUUUCGUGCUUAAUACAGACCCUCAGCUGAGCAGCAGCGCCCCGGGUGGAAAGCUCGUUUUGGUGAAAAAGCUGCCACUGAAUAGAAAAAUCGUGGAACGUCGUAGAGAUGCUGAAGGCACGGAGAGAAGCGAGUUCAUCUACAAUAUGCUCAAAGUCCGUCAUUUUAUUCCACCCACCUUCAAACUGUACGACUACAUUGGACAAAAUUUCUACGACUUGUCUGACACCUUGGCUAAGGAAUCCGUGUCAACCACUACACAAGAAACAACCAGAAUCAUGGAUGUGCAGUACCUCCCAGGAUACGCGGACAUUAGCACUGGUAGAUUCGACUGGGUUAAAUUCUUCAACACCUUAUUACGGGACAAGGCCUUUAAGUUCGACAACACAACUAAAGUGGCUCUGCACGACUACAAUCACCUCAAGAAUGUUAUGAAUGUGAUUCUUGGACGUUCGAGGCAUGAUAUCCUGAACUACAUCCUCUUGUUCGUGUGGUCGUACUAUAUACCUCUGAUGCCUAAAGGAUACACGGCACACAUGCGAUACCUGCCAAACACAGAUUUCACGGCCAUUACAAUAAGGGAUGGUUUCCAGUCGUGCAUGAAGCUUGCCGAACACUUCUGCCCCAAAGGCAUGUUGGCUCUCAACCGGGAGGUACUAAUGGACAAGGAGGGACCGUUGAAAUACCUUGAGUGGGAAGGAAGCAUUGUUGACUUUUACGCGAACCGCUUGAAUGAAUUCGCUUUGAAUUUCCUCACCAGUCUAAUGAAUCGCACGCUAGCGGACCACUUCAUGGCGAAAUACAUCACGAAUGCUAAAAUCCAGUUGGCUUUUCCAUAUUGGCUGAAGAGCAAAACAGUCAGAGAGCUAGAAUGCCUUUUCGACGUGGAUCAGGUGGGAGCCAAUCAGACGCUGUUUUAUUUCAAGGACGUUGUCAGCAAGACAAAUGAACUGAAGUGGCACCAAAGGUUUUUCACCAAGGAUGAUGUAUACGUGCCUCCCGUUGAGAGCAAUUUCGUUUAUGAUGUUUCCUUUCGACCCGGUGAAGUUUUUAUACCCAUGCCCUACAUACUUCCUAUGAUCAAGUACGACAGACUCAAAGAAGUUUACAUGUGGAUGUCUCUACCAGACAUUUUUCACGCCUUCGUACGCACCCUUUUCCGAGAACAGGUGAAAAUGGGCACCCUUACCACCUACGGCGAGGAAAUCACCAACAGUACCGAGGUGCUAGGGCGCUGUGUGUCCAAGCUGGUUGCUAGUUACAUGAACCUCUCCGACUUCACAUUGGACGCACCAUGGUUUCUUGGAGAUAGCAUUAUCUACAAAUUUAUGGCAAAGUUCACAAUGACGGCCUGGACCAGAGUAGGUGCUGCGCAACUGAAGGGUUUCGAUCCUCACGAGGUCGCUCAAAUGCCUUUCCUUCUCAUGGCUGAGGUGGCGUGUCGGAAGUACCUUGUCGAGGACAUCACGUGGGACACAAUGCUCUACUUCAGCCUUUAUCCCGCAACUCAGAUCAACCUCGCAUUUUCUGACUACGCCUCGUUCAUAUCGGCCUUCAACUGCACUCCAGGCUCAAGAAUGCACGCUUCUCUUUCAUGCUCGAUGACCAACCCGACCGAGGAUCCGCAACCGAUAACGAUAUCUUCGCCACGCAUUUCAUUCUUUUAUUAAGUCAGUCACUUAACGAAUACUGUACUAAUAACUUGCAGACAAGUACGAAUAAAUACGUUU
Ornithodoros turicata is the source of this 2802-nucleotide messenger RNA. RefSeq lists its product as uncharacterized. Gene Ontology annotation, molecular function: metalloendopeptidase activity. The transcript is spliced from 24 exons. Gene Ontology annotation, biological process: protein processing. Gene Ontology annotation, cellular component: plasma membrane. The record is from RefSeq and is a predicted model, not a curated record. Lineage: Eukaryota; Metazoa; Arthropoda; Arachnida; Ixodida; Argasidae. Bases 118 to 2742 code for a protein of 874 amino acids.